GGCCACCACCACUCUUAACUGUGCUUGAGCUGUGAGACUUAUCUUAAGGUUGUGUGUCUUUCAUAAAUUCUCCAUUAACAAAGGCUUCGGUCGCCAUACUGAAGUAAACAAAACCGGCACAAGUCUAGUUUGGUCCUGUGUGGCGGCAAGUGCGCUUCAGAGCCGGUGAUUAGUGACACUCACAGCUCGCCAGUGGCACCCCCAGUGAUUCGUCAAGAGAAAAACCAAAAAAUUUACUAAAUGUAUAUCUUUGGUCCUUAAUCUUGUUUUUUUCAUUUACAACAAUAAUCAAACCAUCGUAACCCUUUAAGAUUAAUAUAAACCAUUUGAUCCAUACAUAAACCUCGCGCGUCAUAGAGCCAGAUCGCGUUCCGAAUCACAUCGAAACGCGGCGACGACAAACACCACCACCAUCACCACCAACACUACCACCACCAUCACCACUAGCGACGAUAUCUCCAUUAUCACCACCACCAGCUGCCCUACCAUCACCACAGCUGCGACUACUACCACUACCACCACUAUGACGGAGGAAGUGAAGGUGAAGGGCGUGACGAAGGAGAGGGAACAAUGGGGGAACAAGUUCGACUUCCUCCUGUCGGUGAUCGGGUUUUGUGUAGGACUUGGCAACGUCUGGAGGUUCCCUUACCUCUGUUACAAGAAUGGUGGAGGCGCCUUCCUGAUCCCGUACUGCGUGUGGCUGGGAGGUAUGCCCAUGUUCUUCCUGGAGGUGGGCAUGGGUCAGUUUAUGAGUGAAGGAGGGAUCUCGGUGUGGAAGAUGUCACCGUUAUUUCAAGGUAUAGGGUUUGCAGCCAUUGUAGUGUGUAACUGGCUCAACGUGUACUACAUCGUCAUCAUCGCCUGGGCAUUGUUCUACUUCAUCCUGUCGUUCCAGGCUGUGCUUCCAUGGACCACCUGUGAUAACAGGUGGAACACUGAGGCGUGCGUGUCCUUCAGUGGAGAGACUAACCACUCCUUCAUUCAGGAGCUCAAAGACAAUAACAUUUUACCCAAGGACUCCGUCGUCGAAUUCUGGGAUAACCGCGUGCUUCAGAUCACAGAUGGGGUGGGCACACUCGGCACGAUGGUCUGGCCUCUGUUCGGUACUCUGAUAUUCUCCUGGGUGUGCACUUACUUCGCCAUCUGGAAGGGCGUGAAGGUUACCGGCAAGAUCAUGUAUUUCACAGCCACUUUCCCGUAUGUGAUGCUAACGGCUCUGCUGGUCCGUGGGGCGACGCUGCCUGGGGCUUCUGAGGGUAUUCGAUUCUACCUCGAACCCAAAUGGGAGAAAAUCCUCGACUAUCAGGUGUGGAACGAUGCUGGCACGCAGGUCUUCUAUUCCUACGCGGUGGCUCUCGGUGGGAUGAUCGCUCUUGGCUCCUACAACAAGUUCAACAACAACUUCGUGAGUCAGUGUGCCAUCUUGUGUGUGUGUAACUCCUGCACUUCAUUAUUCGCCGGGUUUGGCAUCUUCAGUAUCCUCGGCUUCAUGAGCUACCAACUGGAGCUCCCCAUGGAGCAGGUCGCAGAGGCUGGACCUGGGUUGGCCUUCAUUGCAUAUCCUAAGGCUAUGGCGUCUAUGCCCUUGGCGCCCCUCUGGUCAGCCCUCUUCUUCUGUAUGAUCCUCAUGGUCGGUCUAGACUCCCAGUUCGUCCAGGUAGAGUCGGUGGUCACAGCCAUUGUGGACCUGUUCCCUGACUACCUCCGUGUUGGACGCAGGAGGGAGGUGCUGGUUGGGGCCGUCUGCCUAAUCGACUUUGCCAUCGGGUGCACAAUGGUCACUCAGGGAGGAAUGUACGUUUUCCAAAUCUUUGACUCCUUCUCGGCCAGUGGCAUUAUCCUGCUGACCAUCUGUUUCUGUGAGUGUAUGGUUAUUGCCUGGGUGUACGGCGCCAAGAGGUUCUCAGACAAUGUGAACAUGAUGUUGGGUCAUGCCAUUAACCCCUACUUCACCAUCUGCUGGAAGUUCAUCACUCCCACCCUCACGCUGAGUAUGGUAAUCUUUGCCCUGAUCUUCCAAUCUGCGCUGACCUACAACAAGACUUAUGUGUACCCUGUCUGGGCUCAGUGCAUGGGCUGGCUCCUUGUGUUUGGUUCCUUGGUAUGGAUCCCCGGCUUCACCUUCUACAAGUUUUUCCAGUACCCCGGCACCUUCAGGGAGAAGUGGAUUGCAUCUACGCCUCCCAUUUUGAAGGCCCACCACUUGAGGCCUCAGGACUGGGAGGAGAAUUCCGACCUCCCAUAUAAGAAGACCAUGACCAUGGAUCCACUUACUGAAGAUGCAUAAACUUCCCCUUCCCAGGGACUCCUCAGGGAGCCAACCACGAUGAAACAGGUGAAAGAAGGAAAAAUCCACCUGUUUCUUCUGAGAUGUUCCAGAAGCAAGAAAUCGUCCACUCAUUCCUGCUGUCGACUGAUAUCUUGAUGGAACAUUUUAAAAUGUCUUCUUACCCUGAGUAUGGAUGCAAUAAUCCUCAGAGAUUUCCAUUCAGGGGAAAGUAAAAGUAAACGAGCCUGUAGAUGAUGAUUAACGAAAGUGACAGAUGUAACAGUGAUAAGCACUCCCACCUUACUGUUUGUGACUUGUUAUGAAAGAAACGUCUGGCAACCGUAGACCAUAGGUUGUUUGGGCUGUAUUCGUGAUGUAGGUUUAUUCUCACAUUGUUAUGACCAUACUGUAGGUGCAUCGAGGUGGUUAGUACUCACCUGGCAGAGAUGCGACAGAAUAUGCAAGCAAUACAGUAUUAAUAUUACUCUACAGCAUCUUAAUAGCUACAGUUAAAUGGCUACUUUAGUUCUGUCACAUAAAGCUGACCAGGAUGUAUUGUGUGCUCAAUUUAGCAACCAUAUUAGUCAUUUUAUAAGACAAAAAAAUGUGGUUACCCCAUCACCUACUGCAUAUGAGGAGCAAGUUGUGUCUACCAUGAGGUGCACUGCCUAAAAAAAGUCUUCUGUAACAUCCUGGUCAGGUUGUUGAGACGAGGCCAAGGCAGUAUUAGCAUGAAGUAUUUAUUUAAAGACAGAAACACUAGUAAAAAUUGUCGCCUCGUCACGUACUACUUAGGAACUUAGAACACGUGACUCUGCUGGAUAUGUUGAAGGUGGUCAGUUGCCAUCUGCUGACCGGGGAAACACCGUCCAAGGUUGAAACUAAAGUAAAAGACCUCUCGAUGACUAUCUCCCUGAAGCAAAUGUACGAAAAACAAGCAAAGUCCAUUGCCAAAUGCUGUAUCAGUAUUUUCGUUUGUGUUUUCCUUAAAUGAUGGAAUCACAGAGAAAAGUAUUUUGUUUUUCUAUUUGUGGAUGAUUGAAGUGAGACUUCAUGAGCCUUUGUAUCCGCCUUGGUGCUGCUCCGUUAUCCAGCGUUGGAAAUGUGGUAACGGCUAUUUUGUGCUGUACAAUAUUAGAGUUAAGCCCUAGUCGGGAAUAACUUUGAGUACUAUAUAGAAAUUCUAUGUAGGAAUUGUUCAAAGUGUAAUGUUAGAUAGUGUCGGAUGCUGAAACAGCAACGACAUCAAAAAUGUUACUUUGACUGAUCUGUUAAUGCCCAUCUCACAUUUGUUUAUAGUCACUGUUGUCAUUUUAUUCAUGAAUCAUCGUCUUGUGCAUAUUCUGUAGUUACUCAUUUGUAUCAUUCCAUAUUGUCAUGUUUAUGUGUUACAUAAUGCCAUAGUUGCAUAAAUUCAUGUAUAGUGCAUAAGUAUCUGCAUAAUGGGUGGAAGGCACUAGGCAAGGACACUUCAGUUUUCCCGUCUGGUCCACCUCACUCACUCUCAUGUAUACUGUAUAUAACUACAGUCUGUCACACACACUUGCGUUUAUCCUAGACUAAAGUUAGAAAUAAUAACUUGAGGAACUGAUGUACCGGGUUGCGUCUUGCUGCUCUUAAUUCGUUAAACCCCUUAUAUGAGGUAGGUUGGUGGGCCUUUCAGUGGAACCUGUGUAACAACCAUAUCUGGGCAGGAGACAAAGAUGUAACCAUGAUACAGGUUCAAGAAAAACACAGAAGCACCGACGACAUUGGUUCGAAUCAAGAAAAGGUCACUUGAAAGUUAGCCAUUUAUUGCCAUGGAAUUUUUAUUCUAAUUAUAACACUUAUUGUUGCUCCCCGGCCAGCCAAACAUAUGCUCCUGCUAAGAGCCAAACUUAUUUACAAUUUCCGGUGUAGAUUCUGAGAGCUAUCUGUAUGCAGUGUAACAAACAUGUGUAUGACUUUUGUUUAGUGAUGUGUCAUCAGCAGGUCAACUGAAGACGGAGCUUAGCACUACAAUAUUCCAUACAAUAUUUCCUUUACCUCAUAAUUCUCCUCGCGGAAAUGGUAACACAUCUCGCUUCGUCUCAUGAUCAUUAAUGUUUUUGUAAAAUAUUAGUAAAUACAAGACUUUGAAUGGUAUGCCACAAGGCUUAACUGUGUUGUUUGAAGAUGAUGUUACCUGUGUGUCCGAGAAACUUGACAAUAAGAACUUGGCCCAAAAAGGUUAUCUGUAAUAUUUGGCAACACAGUGCUUAACUCUGACAGAAUGGCUUGUUAAACUUGGCAUAUCGCUGAACAAACUUGGCAUCCCAUGCUCAAGAAAAAUUCCAAGGCGUUGCCAAAAGUGAAAGGGUACUACCAUGGCCGGCAAUAUACACUAACACACUUCUUUACCAUUAACAGUUAUGGUUGAACAUGUUUGUGUAAUUUUCUUUUAAGCCAAAUAGGUAUGGGAAUUUCAAAUAUUAAUUUUGACAUUUUGGUAGAUCAUAUUUUUAAUCUACGCUUUGCAAACGAAGUUUUCAUGACAUGAGUUGUUUUAUAUUUUUACAUUAUUUUCUAGGUGGCAUCAUCAUUGAUCACAGCCAUAAUAAGCUUGGGUGAGCUUCACUCAUUGGUGAUAUUUAAAACUUAAGUUGCAGGGAUCAGAUUUGUCAAUGUCGGCCUUGUUGCAAUCAUCCGUAACUAGGAACUGCCUGUUUGCCUUCAUAUUGUAGCAUUUAUGUUCAUUCAUAAUAUUGUUAUUCAAAAUCAUUAUCUGUGUUAUAUGAUAAGUAAUUCGCUCAUUAUAACAAUGUGCUCGGAAUUGUCUUCCAUUCUCUCAAACAGGAUAAUGGAACAUCAUUUAAUUUUCCUAUUUUAGGAUUUUUUUUCAUUCAGGCACUACGGGGCAAUCGUUUCCAUGGGCUAACUCAAGCAGUGAAGUGCUUGUUAAUACAACACUAAUGGUGCUGGAGUGAUGUAUUACCCGUCUACCUUAACAUGGAACAACAGCCUCAGUCACUUGUAUUUAGUAUUAAGUUCUAUGAACUUUUAUAGUUUUAAGGCUUGAGCUGCCAGUGUCUUCACAAGGGAAGGAGCGAACUUGGUACAACCAUCAGUAUCAAAUUUCGUGUGUUUACUGUACUUGUGUAGCCGUCAAUUGUGUUGGUGGUGGAGCCCGGCACACCCCGCCCAUGUUCCAUAGCGCUUAUCGUCGUAUUUGAUAUUUAGUGCAGCCGAGCACUGUUUACCCAUGUACCCGUACCUGGGGUAAUGUUCAGCCUCGUGCCUCCACCAUAUUGUGGGGAUACACAGUAAAGCCCUUUAAUGUUCUUAUUAACCACCGUCUGCAGGUUAUAAGUUAUAAACUUUUGUUUGCCAUGUUAUUCAAAGUUUAUCCUAGUAUACAGUAAUGUAAUUAUGGUACUGAAAAUAAUUUAUCAAAAAUUAUAUGGUAAUACUGUAACAACAAUAAUGAGGAAUAACGGGCAGGUUUUAAUUAUGACGUUAGGCUAUGAUGUGAUGCACCACACCCGAGGCUUGAACUACCUGUAUUGAGAAAUUAUGAGUGAACAAAUUUAAAAAUGAUACUUGUUCAGGCCGGUUCCGUGAAAUAUCUCAUCUUAUCCGAUCAAUUCACUGAACAGUAAUUUCAUUUCUUGUUCGCCAGCAUUGUUGAAAUAUGACGUAUCUAGGUACUCCGUUGUUAAAUAUAUUCUUGUUGGUUAAGGAGUAAAGCAAUUAGUGUUCAGCAACUGUAAGAGGCAGCAGGUGUCGCGUCCAUUAUAUAAUUUGUGACCCUGACAACCAUACACUUCAUGUUUGUGACCUCCUUAUCUAAAAAAAAAUAAUAAUCUUCAAGUAUUCUUACUCUUCUUAAUACUUGUUCGAAUUUUUGGAAAGUGGGGACGCUUUUGAGGUCCAUGCGAGAAUUACAGUGUUUAUUCUCCCUCCGUAAAGCUUGGCGUGCCGAGUAUGAACAUGAGCGAUGAUGUGUUAUAAUUAGUGGGAGGACGUCCGCCGCCUCACAGUUUGUUUACGCUUCUGAAGGUGCUGUGCAGAGCUUUGGUCUUAAACUCUGUUACUGGCGAUUUCUGGACAGUGUUUAAUUAAAUGCUAUAUUAUCUAUACAUAUGCGUAUUUGGGAACAAUAAUUUAACAACCAGUUUAGAUUUAAUUGUCAAAAUGUUAACAGAAUGUGUAAAAAGCUGGCAGGGCAGAGAAAAGAACUUUUGCAGUGACCAACGGAGCUCUUUCCCGACUUUUCGAUGAUUGGCCGCUUGUCAUAAGAACCUAAGGAGACUACAAAUUACUUGAAGGAAAGUGUUCUGUUGGUGAGCUGUAAAACUAUAUUUUCUUACUGUAAAAUAAAUAUAUUGUCUGUAUUGUUAAAUUAGAAGCAUCAAAUUAAAAAAUAUAUAUA
This is a messenger RNA of Homarus americanus (American lobster), 6659 nucleotides long. Its product is annotated as sodium- and chloride-dependent GABA transporter 2-like. The record is from RefSeq and is a predicted model, not a curated record. Gene Ontology annotation, cellular component: membrane. NCBI's taxonomy places the organism in Eukaryota, Metazoa, Arthropoda, Malacostraca, Decapoda, Nephropidae. Gene Ontology annotation, biological process: sodium ion transmembrane transport.